This is a messenger RNA of Quercus robur (English oak), 1598 nucleotides long. Its product is annotated as phytochrome-associated serine/threonine-protein phosphatase. NCBI's taxonomy places the organism in Eukaryota, Viridiplantae, Streptophyta, Magnoliopsida, Fagales, Fagaceae. Bases 208 to 1119 code for a protein of 303 amino acids. Gene Ontology annotation, cellular component: cytoplasm. The record is from RefSeq and is a predicted model, not a curated record. Gene Ontology annotation, molecular function: protein serine/threonine phosphatase activity. The transcript is spliced from 10 exons. Gene Ontology annotation, biological process: peptidyl-serine dephosphorylation.
UGUUUAUAGUUGUAGGCCGUGGGCGUGCCUUUGAAUUUUGGUUCUUUCAUCUUUGGGCUCUUCUUCACGCUCCACUUCUCUUCUCGCUUUGCUCUGCUCAAACAAACCUAAACCCACCUCCCAUCCCAAGAGAGAUAUUAGAGAGAAAGAGAGAGACAGAAGAAGACGAAGACGAAGAAGAAGAAGAAGAAGUGGAGAUAAUCGGAGAUGGAUUUGGACCAGUGGAUCUCGAAGGUGAAAGACGGUCAGCAUCUCCUCGAAGAUGAGCUUCAACUCCUCUGCGAAUACGUAAAAGAGAUCCUUAUUGAGGAGUCCAAUGUGCAGCCCGUCAAUAGCCCAGUCACUGUUUGUGGUGAUAUUCAUGGCCAGUUUCAUGAUCUAAUGAAACUUUUCCAGACAGGAGGUCAUGUACCAGAAACAAAUUAUAUAUUUAUGGGGGAUUUUGUUGAUCGAGGUUACAAUAGUCUUGAAGUUUUCACUAUCCUUUUGCUUCUUAAAGCUAGAUACCCAGCAAAUAUUACCCUUUUGCGUGGAAACCAUGAAAGCAGGCAACUAACCCAGGUAUAUGGUUUUUAUGAUGAGUGCCAGAGGAAGUAUGGAAAUGCUAAUGCAUGGCGGUAUUGUACAGAUGUUUUUGACUAUCUAACGCUCUCAGCAAUUAUUGAUGGAACUGUGCUUUGUGUCCAUGGUGGUCUUUCUCCUGACAUUCGAACAAUUGAUCAGAUAAGGUUAAUAGAACGAAAUUGUGAAAUUCCACAUGAGGGGCCAUUUUGUGAUCUCAUGUGGAGUGAUCCUGAAGAUAUUGAAACAUGGGCAGUCAGUCCACGUGGAGCAGGUUGGCUCUUUGGGUCCAGGGUCACUUCAGAGUUCAAUCACAUAAACAAUCUGGAUCUGGUUUGUCGAGCACACCAACUCGUACAAGAAGGCCUUAAGUACAUGUUUCAAGAUAAAGGCUUAGUAACUGUGUGGUCUGCACCAAAUUACUGUUAUCGUUGUGGGAAUGUGGCUUCUAUAUUGAGCUUCAAUGAGAAUAUGGAGAGAGAAGUCAAGUUUUUCACUGAAACAGAGGAGAACAACCAGAUGAGAGGGCCAAGGACAGGAGUCCCAUAUUUCUUAUGAUCAUGGAGAGUUAUUUGCCUGCAUUACGUGUAAACCAAUUGAAGAUUUGUGAUUUGAUGUUGAGACUUGAGAGUGCCAUACUGAGGAAGCCCUGAAUAUGUUGAUAUUUGCAUCUGGCCAAGUUGCUUUAAUAUUUGUGAGCUGUGUAUUAGGUUGCUAAUUGUAACUCCAUCCAUUAUUUAUCAGUUAAUGUCCUCAUUCCAGGAAGUUUCUGAUCCAGCCUGCUCUUGGAUGCUUGUGCUAUUUAUUAGGCUGUUAUUGUGGUUUAGGUAAUUUUAACUAGCAUCUUAUUUUUAUGCCAUGUAUUUUAGCGCGCAUUUGGACUUCCAGACUGGUUUUUGUGCAUAACCUGUUUCCUAGAUAAGUUGGUUCCAAUGUGGGGCAGAAGUAUCAGGAGAAAAACAUGCAAGAGUGAAAGAUGGUAAAGAAAUUUAUUACACCUGAUGCAUCUAUGAAAUGGGAAUUGUCAUCAUAUGUUA